AGGCUGCACUACCCACGAUUAAGCUUUAAUUUAACAGUAAAAUAGCAAAUUUCAUUCGCAUCCAUUUUACGAAGAAGAAUUUUGGGCUUAACUUUACAUUUCCGAGUUUGAGCAUCACAAGACAGGAAGAUUUUACACCGCACACCAACAACGUGUCAACAUCGCGCCACCCCGUUUUAAACCGCGUCGAUUUAUGUGUCUGGUAGAUCCUCAUUUUAACGCUAUAUUUUAUUUUUGGUGUGAAACAGUCACACACACACACCGACACGCACAGACGCGGGCUUGCCGAUUGACGCCUCGUUUGUUAUUGUUGUCCCCGUGAGACAGACAUGUCCACGCUGUUCCCCUCGCUCUUCCCGCGAAUAACGGAGUCACUGUGGUUCAACCUCGACCGACCCUGUGUGGACGAGACGGAGCUGCACCAGCAGGAGCAGCAGCACCAGACCUGGCUGCAGAGCAUCGCCGAGAAAGACAACAACCUGAUGCCCAUCGGGAAACCUAUUUUUGAGGCGGGAUACGACGAAGAGGAAGAGGAGGACGACGAGGACGAGGAGGACAGCGAGGAAGACUCGGAAGAUGAAGAAGACAUGCAGGACAUGGAUGAGAUGAAUGACUACAACGAGUCACCUGAUGACGGCGAGAUCAAUGAGGUGGACAUGGAAGGAGCAGACCAAGACCAAGACCAAUGGAUGAUUUAAGAUAAAUGACAGUUUUCUGUCUGGCACCGGAUUUCUACUCCACUUAAAACAUGACUGCUGACCCUUUAGUCUGUGACACAGACAUAUCUAUGUUUUAUUUGUGGAAACAGGAAAAGAAUAUAGUUGAAUCAAAGCUUGUAUCCCGAUGUCCUUCGGAGGGAGUGAAUCCAGCACAAAGUGUCCUGUUUUCAAGCUGCAGGCGGCCCCUGAAGGCCCCGGACGUUGUUGGACGUCACUGUGAGUGCUUCUACCUGGCACGUACGACCACGCACACACAAAGCCCUGCGGUUUUGUAACCAGUCCAACACCCACCUACACAUUGGUGGCAGUAGGCAUCGGCCCAGUGAUUUCUAAAUUGAACUUUGACCUCCAGUCAUGUGCCACUUCUCUUGGAGAGCCGUCAAAGAGCUGACUGAGCACAAGCAGCAGCUCAGUCAGCGAAAUAGUUUAUUACCCAUGACUGACCCGAUACUUCACCAUGUUGUACGGUUCUGUUUCGUAGUGUUGUGCAUGCUGCUAAUCUUUUGUUACUAAUAUCAUACUCCCGGCUGAACCUUCAUAAAUGCUUAUGAAGUGGUAAUAUGAUCAGACUAUUCAUCAGUUGGUCUUUUUUUGUUUUGUUUUAACUAUGUCAAAGAAACAAGCAGCCGUUACUUUUGAAGAAUGUCAAUUGAAAUAUCGGGACACUCUCAGUGUCCAUACAAAUGCUCUCACGAUGAUAUAAAUGCAUUGCCUGCAGAGGUUUGGGGUUUUAGUGCUGAAAUGAACAGAAGCCUUGACUUUUUGUACUAAAUUAAAGAUUUUUUAUGAAAACGU
Messenger RNA from Gasterosteus aculeatus aculeatus (three-spined stickleback), 1514 nucleotides. Lineage: Eukaryota; Metazoa; Chordata; Actinopteri; Perciformes; Gasterosteidae. The record is from RefSeq and is a predicted model, not a curated record.